Molecule: messenger RNA, 828 nt
Organism: Naegleria lovaniensis
Lineage: Eukaryota; Heterolobosea; Eutetramitea; Acrasida; Naegleriidae
Exons: 1
Coding region: 1-828 (275 amino acids)
Molecular function (GO): hydrolase activity
Source: RefSeq, a predicted model, not a curated record
AUGACUUUUGUAAGAGCAGUUUUUUCUUCCGAUCUGCACGGUAAUUUAUUUCAAUACCAAAAGCUUGUUGAUUAUGCCAAUCAAGAGGAGCACCGUAUUAAUUGUAUCAUUAUUGGAGGAGAUUUAUAUUUGAAAAACAAAAAGCAUUCGAAUCUGGAUGAGUAUUCUCACCUUGAAAGCAAUAAGGGAAUUCAAAAACAUCAAGAUUAUUUUGUGAAUCAUUUACUUCCGAUCUUGCAACAAUUUAAAAAAGGAAAAAUUUACCUUUGUUUUGGAAAUGCAGAUUUGUACACAGAUGUCGCCUUCAUGAAAGAAAAGACCAAAAACAUUCCAAAUAUUGAAGUAUUGUACAAUGAGGUAAUCCCAAUAAUGGGAACAGAGUUGGAAUUAUUCGCGUAUUCAUCCAUUGUUUUCAUGAAGGGUCACAAGAAAGAUUUUGAGAGAUUUGAUACUAGUAAUAUUAAUGAUACUUUGGCACAAAAUACUGAGUCUUAUCACAUUCGAAUGAAAGGAUACACAACGUUCAACGAGACCGAAUUUCUUGAAAUCAUUCUCAAUGGCGAGUAUCCUGAAUGUUCCUGUGUCGAAAAAAAUCCCCCUGAAGAUUCACAUUUCAAAGGAGUUCCUGGAUUUCAUCAUUUAAUUUUGAUUCAAACGAUCCAAAGCUUGUUAAAGCUUUUUCUAUUGAAAGAGAAUUGGAAAGAAUUGCUGAGAAAUUUAAAUUCUCUAAGGAAAAAUGUAGAAAGCAACUGUGGGUUUGUCACAUGCCUCCGUAUGACACAUGUGGAGAUAAUGUUAGUGGUUGUCACUGUGGAUCUAGAGCGUUGA